This is a messenger RNA of Diaporthe batatas, 453 nucleotides long. RefSeq lists its product as uncharacterized. The coding region runs from base 1 to 453 and encodes 150 amino acids. Lineage: Eukaryota; Fungi; Ascomycota; Sordariomycetes; Diaporthales; Diaporthaceae. The transcript is spliced from 4 exons. The record is from RefSeq and is a predicted model, not a curated record.
AUGCAGAUCUCCAAGUUCAUCGUUGCUUGUAUGCCCUUGGCCGUCCUGGCCUCGCCUAUUGAGCAGCAUAGCGCUGAGCUCGUCGGCCGUGAGGCUGCUCCUGAAGGCUGGGUGGAGGUCGCCCCAUUCACGGAGAAGCGUGAUGACCCCACGGAACUCUUCCGCCGCAACAUCGAUUGCAAUAUUAUCGGAGGAAGCAGCACUGUCAAUUGCCGCAAGUGCCCCAACACCUCCAAGGACUGCCCCGUGAUCACCACCUUCAAGGUGGGCUCUUCACACAGCUUCAAAUGUGCACAAAAGGGGGAAUGCGUGACAAUUAAUGGUGUGACCAACUGCUCGUGGGAUAAAGCGGACCGAACACUGGCCAAGGACUGCUGGGUCAACGGUUACUAUACUGAUAGCAGGUGCACUCUUGGUAGUCAGUGCCCAGGUGGCCCCAUUUAUAUCCCUUGA